This is a messenger RNA of Hirsutella rhossiliensis, 1377 nucleotides long. RefSeq names its product flavin-binding monooxygenase-like domain-containing protein. Bases 1 to 1377 code for a protein of 458 amino acids. The record is from RefSeq and is a predicted model, not a curated record. Gene Ontology annotation, molecular function: NADP binding; N,N-dimethylaniline monooxygenase activity; flavin adenine dinucleotide binding. The transcript is spliced from 5 exons. NCBI's taxonomy places the organism in Eukaryota, Fungi, Ascomycota, Sordariomycetes, Hypocreales, Ophiocordycipitaceae.
AUGACGUCGCAUGCCCCAAGAGGUCAGGUUGGAGACCGGGUUUGCGUCAUUGGGGCUGGGGCCCUCGGUCUCGUCGCCAUCAAGAAUCUCCGAGAACAGGGCCUCAAGGUCACGGCUUUCGAGCGCAACGAAUACUUUGGCGGGCUGUGGCAUGUCUCCCAGGACCCGAGGCAGGUUUCCGCACUCGUUGAAACCGUGAUGAACACUUCCAAAGAGACCACCUCGUUUACGGAUUUCCCCAUGCCCGAUGAGUAUCCGACUCAUCCUACCGCGAGCCAGCUCCAGAGUUAUCUCGAGGGAUACGUCGAGCAUUUUGAUCUUUUGCGGCACAUAGAACUCUGUACGGUCGUUUCUUGCGUUCGGCGUGACGAUACCGACAACACCUGGCUCGUUCAUCUUAAGAGCACUAGAUCCGGCAAGGACGACAUCAGGCAGUUUGAUCGCAUCGUCGUCGCCACCGGCAUGCUUAGCUCCAGGAACCAACCGACAGUCAAGGGAAUCGACAAGUUUUCUGGCGAGAUCGUUCAUUCCCGUGAACUCAAGAAUCCAGGUCGGUUCACAGGAAAUAAUGUCCUCGUCGUCGGCAUCGGCUCCACGGGCGCCGACGCUGUUUGCGCCUUGAAAAGGGCCGGGGUUCAGAAGCUCCAUCUCAGCCAUAGAAGCCAGUACUGCGUCCUACCUCGCAUGUUUAGGGGUCGCGCGUUUGAUCACCGGCUCACCCGUCGGUCGAGCACUAUUCUCCGUUCCGCCGCAGCCCUAUCCCCACGCAUCGUCAGCUCUCUGAUGGGCAAAAUCAUGCGUCUUGUUCAAAACAUGGCGUUUCCCUGGCUGAAGUCGCACGAAUCGUUCCUUUCCCCACGAGUCGCGGACGGCCUUUUCCACCGCCAGCCCAUUUUCUCGGAUGAUCUGCCAACAUGUCUCAAGGGCGAAGGCGUUGAGAUAUUCCACGGGAUCAAGGAGGUUACUGAUGCUCGUUCAGUAACUUUUACGGAUGGCGCAGAGAUGACGAACCUGGAUGCCAUCAUUUUCUGUUCGGGUUAUCAUUAUGAUUUGUCCAUUAUUCAGGGUCCCGGCUACCCAGCAGAUCCAGCUUAUGCGCCGGAUCGAUAUGAAAGACUAAAUUCGGCGCUUUUCUACAACCCGCAAGACCCGUUUCCGCGUCUAUACCAGGGCAUAUUGUCGGAACGAUAUCCCGAGUCGCUGGCAGUACUCGGCCACCUCUUUGCGAUGAAGCCGAUAUUGGCGUUCAACGACCUUGCCACAAUGGCGCUGGCCAGCGUCUGGUCUGGGAACUACUUGUUACCUUGUGCAGGGGAGAUGAAAGCAGACAUUGAUGCGCACUACAACUUCGUAGGGUUGCAUCGAGAAGGUGAAUAG